AUGCACGCCAGCAUCUGCACACUUAGCACGGGCGUGCAAACACACUGUGGGCACAUCCCUUGCCCAAGUCUGCAGCCCCCCGAGGGCCAGACCAAACUCCACCUGGACCCCCGACCUUCCUGUGAGCUGAACCGCCAGUCUCAAGGGUGCUGGGGGCAGGGUGCAGUUGCUGAGUUCUUCGGAGCAGCUUUCAUCGAUGUCCCCUUUCAGCAUGAUCGUGGCAGGACCCCCUGGAACCAACCGCUGUGCCCUCUCUCCCCUGCAGCCAGCGACCGGGACUCACCGGAGACGGGUGAAGAGAUGGGCCGUGCCGAGGGCGCCUGGCCACGGGGCCCCAGGCCGGGAGCAGUGCAGCGGGAGGUGGCGGAGCUGGCGGCGCGGGGCCCGGUGGCCGGCGCGGAGGAGGCGGCGGAGCUGGCCGAGGCCCCCGCAGCAGGGGCCGGGGAGGUGCGCGGUGGCGUUGGCGUUGGUGGCAGUCGCAAGAAGAAGACUCGCACGGUCUUCUCCCGCAGCCAGGUCUUCCAGCUUGAGUCCACCUUCGAUCUGAAGCGCUACCUGAGCAGCGCCGAGCGCGCUGGCCUCGCCGCCUCCCUGCAGCUCACCGAGACCCAGGUCAAGAUCUGGUUCCAGAACCGCCGCAACAAGUGGAAACGGCAGCUGGCGGCCGAGCUGGAGGCGGCCAGCCUGUCCCCGCCGGGCGCGCAGCGCCUCGUCCGCGUGCCGGUGCUCUACCACGAAAGUCCCCCAGCCGCGGCCGCCGCCGGGCCCCCGGCUGCCCUGCCCUUCCCGCUGGCGCCUGCCGCGCCCGCGCCGCCCCCGCCGCUGCUUGGCUUCUCUGGGGCCCUCGCCUAUCCGCUGGCCACCUUCCCGGCCGCUGCCUCUGUGCCCUUUCUGCGGGCGCAGAUGCCUGGCCUGGUGUGA
Messenger RNA from Cynocephalus volans (Philippine flying lemur), 921 nucleotides. RefSeq names its product homeobox protein HMX1-like. Gene Ontology annotation, biological process: regulation of transcription by RNA polymerase II; negative regulation of DNA-templated transcription. The transcript is spliced from 3 exons. Gene Ontology annotation, cellular component: nucleus. Bases 1 to 921 code for a protein of 306 amino acids. The record is from RefSeq and is a predicted model, not a curated record. Gene Ontology annotation, molecular function: RNA polymerase II transcription regulatory region sequence-specific DNA binding; DNA-binding transcription factor activity, RNA polymerase II-specific. NCBI's taxonomy places the organism in Eukaryota, Metazoa, Chordata, Mammalia, Dermoptera, Cynocephalidae.